Messenger RNA from Octopus bimaculoides (California two-spot octopus), 2852 nucleotides. RefSeq names its product GTP cyclohydrolase 1 feedback regulatory protein. NCBI's taxonomy places the organism in Eukaryota, Metazoa, Mollusca, Cephalopoda, Octopoda, Octopodidae. Gene Ontology annotation, biological process: negative regulation of biosynthetic process. Gene Ontology annotation, cellular component: cytoplasm; nucleus. The record is from RefSeq and is a predicted model, not a curated record. Gene Ontology annotation, molecular function: GTP cyclohydrolase binding.
AAAUUAAAUGAAGAUGUGCAAAGUGGACCAAAGGGUUCUAAUCUUUGGCAACCUUAAUAACACUUCCAGGCAUGUUUCGAGCUUAUUGAACCACCUUAACAAAGCCUAAUCAGCUCUUUGAGUUAUCUGGUUUUCACCUCUAUGAAAUCGCUUCCAUAGAAUUUACUUCCUCUUUGUGCUUCCGUAUGUUCCAAGAUGUCAAGCGCAGUUGACAAAUAUCGGAAUCUGUCAGUAGAAUAGUUUUAUGUAUCGAAGUGACAUCGCGAAUAAUUUUCAUAUGCAAAAUGCCGUACGUACUCGUUAGUACCCAGAUCAGACUGGAAAAUGGACCAACAAUGGUUGGAGACGAAUGGAAUGAUGUGGAGUUGAUGGAAUAUCUUGGAGCUAGUCUAUGCAAAGAGCUUGGCACUAACUACAUUGAAUACCGAACCCCAGAUCCUCCAAGAACCGUUCUGAAUAAAUUGGAAACAAAAGGUUACUCCAUGGUAGGCAUGGCCGGCGUUGGUCAAACUUGCAUUUGGACCAUGCAUAAACCAGCAAAGGAAUCUCUUGACAGUUUGCCCCGGAGUGUGAAUUCAAAAGAAAGUGAUUCAGAAGAAAAGGUGGAGGUUAUUGAUAAGUAAAUUCUAAAUAUAUUUGUUACUCAUUGGAUCAAAAAAAAAUAAAAUAAACAGAAAACCUAUGGUCAUGUAUUCACCAGUGCCCCCAUAUUAAUAUAUUUAUUUAAUUUUUUUUUAUAUAUAUGUUUCUCAUUCAGUUUACUCUUUUUGAUUUACAUCCAUCAUAUUUCUUGUAACCCCCUCACACACACACAUACAUGCAGUUACAUACUGAUAGAUUUGCAUGUGAGAGUGUGUGUGUAUACAUGCAUAUCAUGAUCAAUGGAGUCUGGUGCGGCCCCUGACCUUACCAGCUCUGGUCAAACUGUCCAACCCAUGUCAGCAUGGAGAACAGACAUUAAAUGAUGAUGAUAAUUAUAUAUAUAUAUAUAUAUAUACACACACAUAUAUGCAAAUGCAAAUAUGUAUACAAAUAAAAAUGACCACUCAACACAUAUCAUGGGGAAUCAAACAAUAAUAAAAGUAUAUCUAUAUAAAUACAUACAUACACACAUGUGAGCACAUAGGUACAAAAUAAGGUGAAUAAAAUUGUGCGUGAAUACCAGAAGGGGAGGAACAUAUAGUGUUUUAUUGAAGCUGAAAACUUCACAAACUGUUAUUCUGAGUUUCAUGUAACUGAUCACCAGACAGAAGUGAACUUUUAGAACAGUACAGCUGAGUUACAGUUUGUGAACUUUAUCAGCUUAAAUAAAAUUCUGUACACAUACACAUACACUCACACAUAUAUUCAAGGAACAUAAUUUUAUGAUUUCUCACAUUUCAUCUGAUUUCUUAUUAUAUCUUACUCUAACUCACUUUCUAUUUGCACCUUUGAGUGAGCUUUCUUUUUCUCUCUUUCUUGAUGGUUGAACCUUAAAUUUUUAAAUCUUCAAUUCAGUUUUCACCCCCACCCCACCCAAAAAAAAAUCAACUUUUAAAAGGUAUCAUUUAGUUUCUUACAUAAUACAUUAAAAAAAAGCUUCUGAAAUUUCCAAUAGAAAUUUUAUUGAAUUUAAUUUUAUGUUGAAUAUGUAAGAUUUAAAGAAUUAAUUUUGUUUUAAGUGAAGAUAUGUAAUUAAGAAUUUCAGAAUUUAGAGAUGAAUGAAAAUAAAACAUAGAAGUAAUUUCAGAAGAAUGUUAAAACUUUUUCUAAAACAAUACUGCUGAAUCACAAUUUAUACUACUGUAAGAAAUAAUAAUAAUAAUAAUUUUAAUUUUAAUAAUAAUAAUAAUGAUAAUUAGAAAGGAUUUUGAGAUUGGUGCUUGGGUGUUGAAACUUAACAUCCGAGUACCUAGUCUUAUAAUUUGCUUAAGAAACACUGUGCAUCCUUUGACAACAGGCUCUCACAGAUUCAACCAGAGCAAGUAAGACCGAGAGCUCUGAGAAGUAAAAUAUAAUAAUACUAAUAAUAAUUUCUAUCUGAGCACAAAGCCAACAAUUUUGAUGAGAGUGUGUUAGUUGAUUGUAUCAGUGUCAAUAUUUGACUGGGUCAUUUAUUUCAUUGACCACCAAAUAGAUGAAAAGCAAAGCUGACCUCAGCAGGGUGUGAACUCAGAAUAUAAAGGGCCAUAUCUAUAUAAUGAUGAUGAUAAUCACAUUUGUUCUUAACAUAGACACAAGGCUAGAAAUUUGAUGGGAAGGGUUAGCCAAUUAAAUUGAUCCCACCUCAGUACUUGACAGAAGUACCAGUCGAGUAAUGGGGUCAAACAUAGUGAUUAACCCCUCCCCUAAAAAUAGCUAGCCCUGCACCUAAAUCAGAAACCAAACAACAACAACAACAAUAAUAUUAACUAUACACAAAUUUUCCAGGGGAGUACAUAGUCAAUUGACUCAACCUCUGUAUAUUACUGAUACCUAUUUUAUUCACAAUAGAAGAAUUAAAAAGUAAAGUCAGCUUCAGUAGGUUUGAACACAGAACAUGAGGAGAAAUGGUAGUCUGCAAGACUAAGUGGUGUCCAGUAUUUUGUUUUGUUUCAACAGUAAAGUUAAUAGUUAUUGAAUGUUGUUGUCUACCCCUUCCUCUCUUCCUUUCUCUUCAUGUCUGCAGCUUACUUUGGAUAAUUAUGGAAUUGUUAAAUUCUGAAAGACUUAUAUAAAAUGUAAACUAUUGUUAUCACUGAAUAAUUAGUUGUGUUUUGCUCACUGAAAAAGAAAAAAAAUAUCGUGAAUAACAAUUAUCUUAUGUUGUCAUACAAUCAUUGAAAUUUCUGUAUAUUUCUAAAAAGAAAAUAAAUAUUGUUGGGGAAAAAAGA